This is a messenger RNA of Tachysurus fulvidraco (yellow catfish), 2712 nucleotides long. RefSeq names its product E3 ubiquitin/ISG15 ligase TRIM25-like. The record is from RefSeq and is a predicted model, not a curated record. The coding region runs from base 470 to 2584 and encodes 704 amino acids. Gene Ontology annotation, molecular function: zinc ion binding; protein binding. The transcript has 11 exons. NCBI's taxonomy places the organism in Eukaryota, Metazoa, Chordata, Actinopteri, Siluriformes, Bagridae.
GUAGAGAUAAGGAAGAGGGAGGAGAAGAGGGAGAGAUGAAUAAGAGAAGAGGAGCUGUGAAGUAGAGAUGAGUAUUUUGUCAGAUUUUUGUUUUAUAUCUUAAACCCAUUUGGUCUACAGCUUUUCUGGGCCUCACUGUAACAGGGCACAAUGUUUAAUAGUAAUGAUGAAACUUUACUCGUGUUUCUAUUGAUAAAAAGUUAAAACAAACAAACAAAAAAGACUUUAAAUCCAGGCUAAUGUUGGAGGAGCUUUCAGUGUGUGGAAAUUCUCCCAGUGAUGAUUAUCUAAGGAAUUCGGGCUCAAACACAUAAGUUUCUGCAGCAAUUCCUGAAAGUCGACAGGAUGUUUGUCACUUCAGCUGGAACUCAUCAGAGCAGCUUGUGUAGAUGUUUACUGUGUGUUUUGUGUGUAUUCAGCUUCAUUCCUGCUUCUCCUACAGUCUUGAGCAUUUCUCACGUUGUACUUCAUGGCUGAAGUGACCGACGCCGUGGCUCUGCUGAGCCUCGAGGAAGAUCUGACAUGCAGCAUCUGCUUGGGUCCUUUCAACGAGCCGGUGAGUCUGAACUGUGGCCACAACUUCUGCCAAAUGUGUCUCCAGGAGACUUGGAGCAGUAAGAGUUCUUACUUCUGCCCUCACUGCCGCACACAUUACCACACCAAGCCAGACCUGAAGAAGAACACGGUGCUCAGCGCGGUGGUGGAAACCUUCAGGGCCAAAGCUGGAAGUGGCAUGGGGUCAGACGAAGGGACAGACGGCGUCUUCGGUGCCGCCGGCGCGAUGCGCUUAUCACGUCCCGAGCCCAAACCCCUCAUGUGUGACAUAUGCAAAAAGGUCAAGGCAGUAAAAACAUGUCUGACUUGCAUCACGUCGUUCUGCUCAGAGCACGUGCGCCCUCACACUGAGAACCCUCGAUUCCGCACGCACGAGCUGUGCGAGCCGCCCUCCGACCUCGCGGAACGCCUGUGUCCAGAGCACGGGAAUCUGAUGGAAUUCUUCUGUGCGCGGCACAAGAGGAGCAUCUGUAGCAGCUGUUUGCAGCAGAGUCAUAAGGAGUGCGGGUUCUCCACCCCCAGCGAACAGCGCACGAAGAUCGAGACGGAUCUGAGGGACAAGCUGAACUUUCUGGAUGGGAAAACGGAAAAGAACCAGACAGCCAUAACACAGAUGAGGGAGCAGCAAAACAAGCUCAAGGACAUGUUGGCGGUGCGUAAGCGCGCUCUGGAGGCCGAGUAUCAGCAGAUCCGGGACAUGCUGCAGAGGGACGAGCGAGAGGCCAUGGACGCUCUGGAUAAAGAAAUGGAGAGCGGCAACACCAAGCUCAACACCCUGAUCAAGAAAUUUAACCAGAACAUUGAGCAGAUGAGCUCCACCAGAGAUGAGAUCACCAACCUGUUGGCCAGAUCUCACUCUCUGGACUUCUUACAGGCAUCUGUGGAAUUGCCCUUUGUGGUGAAGUUUGAACCUUACUGCCCUCGGAUCCACCUGGAUUCUCAGCGCGUCAUCGCGUACCGAUCUAACAUUGUGUACCUGAAGGAGCAUAUUAAGGAAAUCCUGGAGAACGGGAUAUUCCUUCACAAACCAGGUGGCGGCGGAGCUUCAGGUAAUCCUCCAAACCCGAGGGAACCUGGUCCUGCCCCACGUGAAGACUUUGGAUCACAGCCCAAAGGUGGUCCUGGAGGAUCAAGGAGGAGACCACAACCGAGAGACAAAAAGGAGAACCAAGAUCACAACGAGCGCAAAGAUCCCAGAGAUCACGAGCGCAAAGAUCCCAGAGAUCACGAGCGCAAAGAUCCCAGAGAUCACGAGCGCAAAGAUCCCAGAGAUCACGACCGCAAAGAUCCCAGAGAUCACGAGCGAAAAGAUCACAGAGAUCACGACCGCAAAGAUCCCAAAGCAGAAAAAAGUGGACGAGGUCCUAGCGAAGGAAUGGAUUUCAGGAGCAUGGACAGCCCGCUUAUUAUGAAUAUCAGACCUCCUGUUCCUGUUCCAGUGGAUACGAGUCCACCAUCAACCAUCAGCCCUGCUAUAAGGAGUGAACUGCUGAAGUAUGCCACCAUGCUCACCUUUGACUUCAGCACGGCACAUAAUCAAGUGGCUCUCUCUGAGAACAACACCAAGGCGUCCGUAUCAGACGAUCCGUCUCCGUACCCAGACAUCCCAUCUCGCUUCACUACGUUUUGGCAGGUGCUCUGUAAUCAGAGCUUUUCUCACGGCCGUCAUUACUGGGAGGUUGAAAUGAGCAGCAAUAACUUCUGCGGUUUGGGUCUGGCGUACGGCUCCAUCGAUCGGAAAGGUCCUUCCAGCCGUCUGGGCCGGAACACGCAGUCCUGGUGUAUCGAGUGGUUUAACAUCAAGCUUUCGGCGUGGCACAACAGCAGCGAGACCGUGCUGACCAACCCGAACCCGAGCCGCGUGGGUGUCCUGCUCGACUGUGAUAACUGCACCGCCACCUUCUAUAAUGUGCAGGACCGCGCCUACCCCAUCCACACCUUCGUCUUUCCUUUCUCCCAGCCCGUGUACCCGGCCUUCUCGAUCUUCUCCUUCGGCUCAUCUCUUACACUUUGCAAACUCAAUAAUUAACACUGCAUUAUAACUGUGUAGUGUUAGUGAGCAAAGUAUGGUGUACAACAGAGAUCUGUGUAUUCACUCUGAUAUAUAACUCCCUAUAUAUAAAUAAUAACUCCCUAUAUAUAAAUAAAAACUCCCUA